GACCGGCGCGGCUGCUUCCGCCACACUCAUCAUGGCGUUGGUCUCCGUUGCGUAACUUCCUCCCGCGACCGGAAGUGCAGGGUCCUGUAAGCAUGGCGGCGUCGAAGGUGAAGCAGGACAUGCCCCCGCUGGGGGGCUACGGCCCUAUCGACUACAAGCGGAACCUUCCGCGUCGGGGACUGUCGGGUUACAGCAUGUUCGCCGUGGGUAUCGGGACCUUGCUGUUUGGGUACUGGAGCAUGAUGAAGUGGAACCGCGAACGCAGGCGCCUGCAGAUCGAGGACUUUGAGGCCCGCAUUGCACUGAUGCCUCUGUUGCAGGCAGAGAAGGACCGGAGGGUUCUCCAGAUGCUUCGGGAGAACUUGGAGGAGGAGGCAAUCAUCAUGAAGGACGUGCCGGAUUGGAAGGUGGGCGAGUCCGUGUUCCACACAACGCGCUGGGUGACCCCCACGAUGGGCGAGCUCUACGGGCUGCGCAUGAACGAGGAGAUUCUCCACGCCACCUAUGGCUUCAUGUGGUACACGUAGGCACCUGUGCCCCUCAGACCACUGGACCCCUACUCCCUCCCUACCAGGAGAGAAUAAAUGCUCUGGAGACUGGCCUG
Lipotes vexillifer (Yangtze River dolphin) is the source of this 604-nucleotide messenger RNA. RefSeq names its product NADH:ubiquinone oxidoreductase subunit A13 (gene NDUFA13). Lineage: Eukaryota; Metazoa; Chordata; Mammalia; Artiodactyla; Lipotidae. The record is from RefSeq and is a predicted model, not a curated record. Bases 93 to 527 code for a protein of 144 amino acids. The transcript is spliced from 5 exons. Gene Ontology annotation, cellular component: respiratory chain complex I.